AUGACGGACGACGAUGACCAGUGGGUCACACUGUAUCGUGAUGGGCCUGCCGAGGAUAGUGACAGCGAUGACGAGGUGAACCUGGACGAAAUGCUCGGGUACAUGCAGCAUCUGAAACAGCAAGGGGUGAAGCUCGGCAAGAAGAAGAAGAAGAAGAAGAAGAAGAAGAAGAAGAAGAAGAAGAAGAAGAAGAAGAAGAAGAAGAAGAAGAAGAAGAAGAAGAAGGUGGCUCGUAUGCAAGAUCUCUUGGCGCAGGGCGACGACACUGCUGGGCCUUCUAGCUCACCUAUCAAUGAAGUCGCUCCUGCUACCGCGGCGCAACCUACGCCUGCUACUAUGACCGCCGUAGCACCUACCGUCGUAAUCGCUCCUGCCGCUCCAACCGUUCCCGCGCCGCUCACAGCAGAUGCCGGUACUGCUAGCGUUGCAACGAGUGCUGUUGCAACACCUGCUGGCCCCGCGAGUACGGAACCUACCCCUGCCAUUACCAACCAUGUGGCCGUCUCGGCUCCAACGGUUGCUCUCGCAAUGGAAGAGACUACUGCAAAUGCUGAUGCGUCCGCCGUCACCGCCUCAGCUGCUGAUAACGCAACACGCGGAAUGACUGCCGGCCGAGUGGUUGCCUCACCGUUGGGAUUUGCCAUCCCAGUGAACCCACGCACCAGCACGAGUUACUCUGCUCGACGACCUUCGAACAACGCUGAGGCGCACGCAGGAGCGCGAGAGAGAGAGUUGUCGAACCUCCUCUCGGAGCGGGACGCCGAGCUUGCUGCGCUCAACCAGCGCUGCGCUGAGGCCAUCCGGUUGAACAAGCAGCUCCUGCAGGACCUGUCCGCCGCCCAGGGUACGGCACACAACGGUGCCCCGCGUCCGGCCACGCCGUCGUUCAAUUUGGAUCGGAUCCCACGCGACGCCAACGGAGCACUCAUUAUCCCUGCCGUCGUCAGUCAUGACAAUCAUUUCGGGAGAAAGGCAACCGAGGCGAUCACGUACCUUAUGUUGGAUGCGCCAGCUCGGUCCAUGCAGUUUUACCCCGAGUGGGCAGAGUUCCGCGAAGUUGUCUGCAUGAAGUACGAGGCCGCGGGCGUUUCAUCUGACGUUUUCUACUACGUCAUCAGCAACGACCCCGACAAAGAGGCGCUGGCGAUGCGGAAGGUGUCGGAGAAGCGUUCGGACGUCAACUCUGACGCGAAGCUCUACAGCAGAGGUCCUGGGGGGUGCGUUCCGGAGUCUAAGUGGAAAAUUUUGGCGGAGGAGAAUGUUGCGCCGUCCAUCUCGCGUACCCCUGCGGAGUGGUGCCGCUCUUUUGAACACCCCGUUUAUGGGCCUGGAGCAAAUUGGCAUUUUGACCCGGCAACCCAUCGCCUGUUUGCAAACCUCUCUUUCCAGCUGGCUCUCCUUCGUGGGCUUGCCAGCAAGCGUGCAACCAUGCUGGCUGUGAAGAUCCCCACUGUUGGCUACGUGUGCAACGUGGUGGAGUGGCCCCUGGUGAAUGCAAGGGGGCGCCAGACCCCGGCACUUGACACUGCCGAGGCAGUGAACCGCCAGAAUGUGGCGCAGAAGAUUGACCAGGUUGUUGCCUGGAUCGCGGCAACCUAA
Molecule: messenger RNA, 1599 nt
Organism: Closterium sp. Yama58-4
Lineage: Eukaryota; Viridiplantae; Streptophyta; Zygnematophyceae; Desmidiales; Closteriaceae
Source: the annotation of a GenBank genome assembly